UCCGGAUCAAAUCUUUUCACUGUCAGAAAUGCACAUUAUACUAAGCCCGUUUAUUUGGAUGAGCGAUUUAAGUUUUUAAUUUUAAAGGUAAACAAGAUUUUAAAAAGUUAACUGUAACGCAAAAAUUCGUUGAGAAAAACAUUUUGAUAAUGUCAAUGAAAUGAAACAGACCAGGAAAUGACAUGAUAACGCAACAAGCAGGCCGGGUGUAGAAAUGUAACAUGACAAAAUGGUGAAUAUUUCAUUAAACGUGGAUUACUCCAGUGAAAAACAGAAUGUGGAAGCAAUCAAGAACACCUCUGUCUCCCAGGAGUACCUGCUGUGGAUGGCGAACGAGCACCUGUACCACAUAAACAUACCCACUGUUGUCUUCUACGUCGUCGCCAUUAUUGUGGGGAUUUUUGGAAAUUCGCUGGUGAUAUACGUGUUCCGAUUUCGUUUUAAGAGGACCACUGCCAAUAUAUUUAUUGUGUGUCUAGCUGCUUUUGACACAAUAACUUGCUUUAUGUUAAUUUUUGAAGUUUUCGACAAGCGCUUACCCAUGUAUAGUGGCAACUACCCUGCAAUUUGCAAACUAGUGCGGUGUCUAGAAGUCUUUGCCAAUGGAGGUGCUAGUAUCAUUUUAGUGGGGAUAGCGUUUGACCGUUACUAUAAAAUAUGUAAACCAUUUAAAAGACUUUCGAUGAGGAGCGUGAGGAACUUAAUUAUAGGGACCGUGAUAGUGAUGGUGCUUGUCAGCUGGCCUAUGGUGUUAUUUCAUGGAUCGGAGGUUGUUACUACGAAGUAUCGGGAUAUUACGGGACAAGACUGUGCGGAUGAUGACAACUUUAAAGGAUCUGUGUAUCCGGGAAUUUAUUUUAUCAUCCUGUUCAUUUUUAUCAUUGCUUGUAUCGGUAUGAUUGUUGCUUUAUAUGCCUUAAUUUUCGUGGCAAUUCUUAAAUGGAAGCAUAGAAUUGUCGGCGAAGACAUUCGAAUGGGAUCUUUGUCAGACAGUAUUAAAACUGUAUCUUCUUGCUCCCAGAAACAAAGAAGACAAACAAAGGAGCGAGUACCAAAUCUAAGAGAAGAGAAUCCACCAUUCAGUAUCACAAAUACCAUGUUUAGCAAAACUUGUAACCAUUCAUGUUCUGGUGAAAUUUGUGAAGAUAAAACUAGGCAAACAUGCGUCACACAAAAUGAGGAAAAUGAAAUUAAAAUGAAAGAAUUAGCAGUAAAAAAGUUAGGAGAAGUCGCGAUAGAAAAUGAAUCAUGUACUGCUGGAAUAGUUAAUGAAGGAUUCACGGAUUCUGAUGAAAAGACUGAGGAAGAAGUGUUACCAGAUUUGACAAAAACAGUGUCCAGUAUAACAAUCAAUAGUUAUACUGAGAAUAAUGUGUCUAAAACAACCAUAUCUAACGAGAUAGUCAUAGAAAACCCAGUAGACGAGGCUGAUACAGAGCCUAAACAGGACUAUGUCAUUAAUGGGUCUAUGAGUAUCGACGAAAGCAAAAUUAAACUGAAAUAUAAAGUAAAAUUUUUAAACUUUAGAAGCAAACUCCGGCGGCACGGAAGCAAAUCCGACGUCCGGAUAAGUGCUACAACUGUUGUGUUUAGUUUGAUAGCCCUUUUGUACGUUUUGAGUUACAUCCCUACUAUAGUAGUGGAAAGCAUUAACGCAAUCGACCCUCUAAUCGAAGAGAACUUGUCUGAUAACACAAGAAAAGUUGUGGUCAUGGCAAACUCCGCGUACUUCAUGAACGGAGCCUUUAACCCACUAAUCUAUGGACUCUUCAACAAAGCCUUCAGGGAUGAACUUCUUUUAAUAGUCAAAGGAAAUCCAAAAUAACUUCUCAUUUGCAAUGUUUAUUAUUAUACAGUUCUGUUUCACAAAUGUCAAAAUGUCUCACUGAAAUUAAAUGAAACAUGCAUGGGUUAACACAUUCAUACAUCAACUAUGUUUACUAUUAAUUU
Saccostrea cuccullata (small rock oyster) is the source of this 1950-nucleotide messenger RNA. RefSeq names its product muscarinic acetylcholine receptor M2-like. Gene Ontology annotation, molecular function: G protein-coupled receptor activity; peptide binding. Bases 230 to 1825 code for a protein of 531 amino acids. NCBI's taxonomy places the organism in Eukaryota, Metazoa, Mollusca, Bivalvia, Ostreida, Ostreidae. Gene Ontology annotation, biological process: cellular response to hormone stimulus; G protein-coupled receptor signaling pathway. The transcript has a single exon. The record is from RefSeq and is a predicted model, not a curated record. Gene Ontology annotation, cellular component: plasma membrane.